AAUACUGUCUUAAAGUUUCUAUAAUAUUUUGUAUGGGUCAAUGAUGUAUGAUUCGAUAGGUCAGGUGACCUAAUGUUUUGUUAUGUUAAUUUGUUUUUUCGCGGGUUCGUGAAAAAAUUGUCUAGGUGGUCAUUCUAGCCGUAGACAUCGUAUAGUUAAAAUGUCGGAGCCGGUACAGCUAGAUUCUUUGAUUAAACAGCGUGUGCAAGAAGCUGUUUCAACCGCACAGAAUGAUAUUGUACAUCACAUGGACAGGAUUAUCAAAAGCAGUUUUGACGCUUUCCAAAAGUCGACGAACGAAAAUCAACGACAACUGUCAGAAACACAACUUGCUAAGAUUGAAGAGAUGAAUUCGGACAAUUAUGUGUUUAAAAGGAAGGGGAAUGAAGAACAAUUUAAAGUCAAUUCCAAGGUUGCCAACAAGAUGAAGGAAGCUAGAUGUUUUUUGAGGGAAGACCCGGAGCAAACCGAACAGACCCAAAAGGCAGCACAAAGUAUCAGUGAAGGUUUGGAUAUUUUACGGCAUAGACAAAAAUUAGUUAAAUUGGCAGACCAAUCUGAAAGUGGCUGGAAAACAGUGACAGAAUACGAAACUCAUAGUCUGGCCGACGACUCUGAAGAUGAGAAACGAAUCAUCAGAGCCGAAAACAAAGCUGCACGUAAAAUCAAGAGCGAGAAACAAAAUAAACAACAUAGAUCAACCCCUUACAGUACCUCUCAGUCGUCGAGAUUUAAUUCCAACGCACCUAGAAAUAAUGUUCCAGUUCAACGCCCAGGGAAAUGUUAUGAGUGUGGUAUUCCCGGACAUUGGAGGGUAGACCAUCAAACUGGUGCUUUUGUUGCAACUAUGCAAAGAAACAAGAUUGACAAGAUAAGUAAAAAUGGAUCGGGUUAAAAUGUACCAUUCAGAAAGAGAUUUUACAGUGUGGAGCGAUCUCAGAAAAUUUCACUCAACUUGGUGGGAAAAUGGAAGAGUUUUUGUUACAUUCACAUAGCAGCAACACCAAUAGUAAAUAUUUUUAUUCUUUUAAACGUUGGGAACAGUUUAUAUCUAAAGAAGGAGGAAAAUCUAUUCCCGCUUCUCCAAUUCACGUUGCGUUAUAUUUAACUCAUUUACUGGAUAAAGGAUCGUCAAAAAGUGUAGUGCAAUCUGCCGUUUACGGGAUCAAGUGGGCGCAUAACAUUCAAGGAAUUCAAGAUCCGACAACAAAUUUUUUCGUUGUGAAUUUAAUGGAAGCUGCAAAACGACAACCACACAGACCGAGAAUGAAAAAAGAUCACAUUACCGUAGAUGUUUUGAUAAAUUUAUGUUCUAAGUACAAAGAUUGUAAUGAUUUACUUGUUAUACGGGAUUUAACUAUGAUUAUUUUAUGUUUUGCUGGUUUUCUUCGUUAUGAUGAAGUAAGCGGCAUUCGUUGUAAGGAUAUAGUUUUCAAAGAAGAUCAUUUUUCAAUCAAUAUAUUUAAAAGUAAAACUGACCAAUAUAGAUUAGGUGACGAAAUUGUCAUUUGUAAAGGAGAGUCAAUUGCCUGUCCAUAUUUAUUAUUGAAAAAGUAUUUUCUAUUAGCUAUGAUUAAUUCUGAAUCAGAAAACUUUUUAUUCAGACCAAUUUUCAGAUCAAAACAAGUUUGUUCAUUAAUAUAUAAAAAUAAAAGAUUAAGCUAUACCAGAGCUAGAGAAUGCAUAGUUUCUAGGUUAAAAAGUAUAUGUCCUGAUUUAAACAUUGGUUUGCAUUCUUUGAGAGCAGGUGGGGCUACUGCAGCCGCCAAUUCAGAUGUUAACGAACGUUGUUGGAAACGACACGGUCGGUGGAAAAGCGACACUGCUAAAGAUGGUUACGUGGCCGAUUCACUUGAUCAUCGGCUUCAGGUUACGAAAAAACUAGGUUUGUGAAUGUUGAGGGUUUGAAUUUUAUUUUAUAUUAUGUUUUAUGAUUUUAUAAGUAUCUUGCAUUGUAUUCAUAUUGCAUUUCUCGCGCCCGUUCUUUGUUUUUCUAGUCUGUCUGCACGGCAAAAUGCAUAUUUUAGUUGAGUCUAAUUUAGUGGCCAAAUUAUUGUGUAGUUAGGACAUAUAUUUUUCAGCGUUUCGCAGUAUAGCGGAAAAAUACUGUCUUAAAGUUUCUAUAAUAUUUUGUAUGGGUCAAUGAUGUAUGAUUCGAUAGGUCAGGUAACCUAAUGUUUUGUUAUGUUAAUUUGUUUUUUCGCGGAUUCGUGAAAAAAUUGUCUAGGUGGUCAUUCUAGCCGUAGACAUCGUAUAGUUAAAACUUCCUUUUUUGAAUAAAAAAUUGUGUUUUUAUAUAAUCAUGAUCAUGAUGGAGUACGGCAUCAUUACCCAGAAACGGUUCUUGCAUUGCUCCGUGCGCAGAUUUCCAAACUUUUUAAGUUGGUUUUUCCUGGGCGGCGAGUGUCUGUUUAUGACGGGUAUUCAUAAUACGAUAUUUAUCAUUUGAAUGUUAUUGGAAGUUAAUAGAUAUUUAUUACUAUUGUUGCCGGAAGUAUAUUUUUUGGUUCACAAAGUUUUGUGUUAAAUUACUUAGUAUAAAUACUAUUAUAUAUGAUGUAUGCAUAUGUAUAUAUGAGAUUAUUGUAUUGUACUGAAUUGCAAAUUUGAUUAAAUGCUGGCUCCAGUCUGUCUGCACGGCAAAAUGCAUAUUUUAGUUGAGUCUAAU
Mytilus trossulus (common blue mussel) is the source of this 2668-nucleotide messenger RNA. RefSeq lists its product as uncharacterized. The coding region runs from base 967 to 1893 and encodes 308 amino acids. The record is from RefSeq and is a predicted model, not a curated record. The transcript is spliced from 2 exons. Lineage: Eukaryota; Metazoa; Mollusca; Bivalvia; Mytilida; Mytilidae. Gene Ontology annotation, molecular function: DNA binding. Gene Ontology annotation, biological process: DNA integration; DNA recombination.